CUCCGGGACACGCACGGACCUUGCACAGGGAAGCAACAAGCAGGAGAGAGCAGAUAUACUGUACAUAGGGGCCGGGCUGUCUGUCAUUGGUUUACUGACUGCAGAUCACAGGAUAGGGCACACCAACAACUGCACAUUCACACACAGACACACACACACACACACAUAGAUACACAGACACACACAUACAUACAGAGUGGCAAUGUAACUACUCCCGCACACACACGCAGCUGUACCCGCGCCGAUCUCUCUGUCGCUGCUACAAGUCGCUGCCUGGAUCUGCUGCCCACUAUGGCAUCCCAAGCCUUGGAAUUGUGCCAGCAGAAUGCGGAGGAGGUGAAGGUGUUAAUGAAAGACAAUGUGGAGAAAGUCCUGGAGAGGGAAGGCAAACUGGAAAAUCUAGUAGUUCGUUCUGAUGAACUGAAGAGCAUGGCCAGCAACUUCCAGAAGACAGCCAAGACCGUGGAGCUUAAAACGCGUUGGGAGAAAUGGCGUUGGUACAUUAUAGCUGGAUUAAUAGUUCUGGUGAUUGUGGUCAUUAUCAUCAUCAUUGUGGCUACGCAGCUGAGCGGGGGGCAAGCAGAAGCUGCAGCAUCUCCAGACCCCUAACAAAUGUAUCUGCAAAGUGUGUAUGCCACAUUUGGAAUAAAUGGGAAAGUGAAUGCAGAAGGAAAUUGAGAGGACAGCGCAUUAGAGAAUUACUCCUCAGCCCCAGUCUGUGUACAGAUCUGCAUAACACCAUUCACCUGGAGAUAACAGUCUGCUGACUGAAGAGUUGUUUAUUCAUUAACCACUAUACACAAACCACACAGCUGUCCUGUGUAUGGAUCUUAGAUCUAUUUCCCCCACUCUUGUGUGUGUUGCUUCAUAGACCAAUGCCUGUGCCUCACAAUGUACAGAACUCUGCACAACAAAAUGAGUGUUCCUCCUACUGUGUAUAGUCUUCAUCAGUGCUCUAUUGUGCAUAUAGUUCUGCAUAUAAUUGCUCUGCCAUUCCUUGCCAUUUAUAGACCUGCAGUGAACUAUUUGUCAUCUGUCUCCAAACUUAUAUUCACAUGUGAUGAUCAUUGUGCCUUCAGUGCAUAUCUGCAUAUGGAUCUUCAAAGAAUUGUUUCUGUGCCUUUAGGUGUACUGAUACAGUUGCACAAAAGUUAUAUACGUCUGUAAUCCUGCGCUACAGUUUAAUGCUGCCGUUUAAAAUCGAUGGGAUUCACCCUUGAACUGCUAUGUAAGUGUCUUUUCAACCCCACGCUAACACUUGUGCACCGAUCUGGAGGAAAACGACAGAAGUUUGGAGUGGUUUUCCAGUAUUUUUAAAGUUUUAAUACUUUAGAGAGCGCCUGUUUUUAAUCAUUUUUGUAUUUGCUGUACUGAUACAGUACCCGCUGCUGAUGUGAAUGCCAAUAUUUCGGUGUAUGCAGGGUUGUGCCACAUAUGAGGGACAUAUAUUGCUGCAGGCUGUAACCCCUUUGUGGGUAGACUUGAAAACCUUGUGUAUCUGCAGCGUGAAUAAACAUUGUUCAGAUAGA
Molecule: messenger RNA, 1529 nt
Organism: Pseudophryne corroboree (corroboree frog)
Lineage: Eukaryota; Metazoa; Chordata; Amphibia; Anura; Myobatrachidae
Product: vesicle-associated membrane protein 5-like
Exons: 3
Coding region: 292-609 (105 amino acids)
Biological process (GO): vesicle-mediated transport
Cellular component (GO): membrane
Source: RefSeq, a predicted model, not a curated record